CUUCAGCGCACCGGUCGGUUGGCUCACCGGCAGAGCAAAAGAUGGCGGCGGCGAUGCGGGUGGCGGCGGUGAGGGGCCGGCUGGGCUGGCUCGCGGGCGGCCUCCGCACCGCUCUCCGCGGCCUCUGCAGCCAGCAGCCGGCCACGGUGACGGAGCGCAUCGAGAGCAAGCGCCGGGCGGCGCUGCGGGGAGGCGGCCAGCGCCGCAUCGACGCGCAGCACAAGCGGGGAAAGCUGACUGCCAGGGAGCGGAUCCACCUCCUGCUGGACCCUGGCAGCUUUGUGGAGACUGACAUGUUUGUGGAACACAGAUGUGCAGAUUUUGGAAUGGAUGCCGAAAAGAAUAAGUUUCCUGGAGACAGUGUGGUGACCGGACGGGGCCGGAUCAAUGGAAGACUGGUUUAUAUCUUCAGUCAGGACUUUACAGUGUUUGGUGGCAGUCUGUCGGGAGCGCACGCGCAGAAGAUCUGCAAAAUCAUGGACCAGGCGAUGAUCGUGGGGGCCCCUGUGAUUGGGCUGAAUGACUCGGGGGGCGCUCGGAUCCAAGAGGGCGUGAUGUCCCUGGCUGGCUACGCAGACAUCUUCCUGAGGAACGUCACGGCGUCGGGGGUCAUCCCGCAGAUCUCUCUGAUCAUGGGCCCCUGCGCGGGCGGCGCCGUCUACUCCCCAGCCCUCACGGACUUCACGUUCAUGGUGAAGGACACCUCCUACCUGUUCAUCACGGGGCCGGACGUGGUCAAGUCCGUCACCAACGAGGACGUGACGCAGGAGGAGCUGGGCGGGGCCAAGACGCACACCACCAUGUCAGGGGUGGCGCACAGAGCGUUCGAGAACGACAUCGACGCCCUGCUCCACCUGCGGGACUUCUUCAACUACCUGCCGCUCAGCAACCGCGACGCGGCGCCCGUGCGCCAGUGCCACGACUCCAGUGAGCGGCUGGUGCCCGAGCUCGACACCAUCGUCCCGCUGGAGUCCACCAAGGCCUACGACAUGCUGGACAUCAUCCACGCCAUCAUCGAUGAGCGCGAGUUCUUCGAGGUGAUGCCGAGCUACGCCAAGAACAUCAUCGUGGGCUUCGCGCGCAUGAACGGGCGCACGGUGGGCGUGGUGGGCAACCAGCCCAAGGUGGCCUCGGGCUGCCUGGACAUCAACUCUUCGGUGAAGGGCGCCCGCUUCGUCCGCUUCUGCGACGCCUUCAACAUCCCGCUCGUCACCUUCGUGGACGUCCCCGGCUUCCUGCCCGGCACGGCGCAGGAGUACGGCGGCAUCAUCCGCCACGGCGCCAAGCUGCUGUACGCCUUCGCCGAGGCCACCGUGCCCAAGGUCACCGUCAUCACGCGGAAGGCCUAUGGCGGCGCCUACGACGUCAUGAGCUCCAAGCACCUGCUGGGCGACACCAACUACGCCUGGCCCACGGCCGAGAUCGCCGUCAUGGGCGCCAAGGGCGCGGUGGAGAUCAUCUUCAAAGGGCGGCAGGACGUGGAGGCCGCGCAGGCCGAGUACAUCGAGAAGUUCGCCAACCCCUUCCCCGCCGCCGUGCGAGGGUUCGUGGACGACAUCAUCCAGCCGUCCUCCACGCGAGCCCGGAUCUGCCACGACCUGGACAUCCUGGUGAGCAAGAAGGUGCACCGGCCGUGGAGGAAGCACGCCAACAUCCCCCUCUAGCCACGCCCACCCAGCCCCAGCCCUGUCUUCAUUCCCACAGCACUCCCUGCUCCAGUAAAUGACCUCUGAAGCGACUGUCA
Dipodomys spectabilis (banner-tailed kangaroo rat) is the source of this 1744-nucleotide messenger RNA. It is a transcript of the gene Pccb, whose product is annotated as propionyl-CoA carboxylase subunit beta. Lineage: Eukaryota; Metazoa; Chordata; Mammalia; Rodentia; Heteromyidae. Gene Ontology annotation, cellular component: mitochondrion. Gene Ontology annotation, molecular function: propionyl-CoA carboxylase activity. The transcript has 15 exons. The coding region runs from base 42 to 1664 and encodes 540 amino acids. The record is from RefSeq and is a predicted model, not a curated record.